Linnemannia hyalina is the source of this 2727-nucleotide messenger RNA. The record is from the annotation of a GenBank genome assembly. Lineage: Eukaryota; Fungi; Mortierellomycota; Mortierellomycetes; Mortierellales; Mortierellaceae.
AUGAGUAAACAAGAAAUCAAAAACUACCAGGGCGAUUACGGCCACGGUGGCUCCAGCAAGAUUGAUGGCAAGGAAGCAGAUAUGGAGAUUGAGGAACAGGUCCAUCACGAGCACGUCGAAGAGAUCUCUGCUGAACUCGAGCUCCUUCUCAAGACCGACCCCCUGAAGGGUCUUUCGGAUGACGAGGUCCUUCGUCGCCGUGAGACGUUUGGCAUGAACGAGUUGGUGGAGAAGAAGCGCCACCCACUGUUGAAGUUCCUAAGUUAUUUCACGGGUGCUAUUGCCUACUUGAUUGAAAUUGCCGUCAUUUGCUCUGCCAUCGUCGGCGAUUGGGCGGAUUUCGGUAUUAUUUUCGCGCUGUUGUUCAUUAACGCAACGAUUGGUUUCGUCGAGGAAGCCAAGGCAGAGUCUGCCCUGGAUGCCCUCAAGCAAACCCUUGCCCUGAAGACCCGCUGCUGGCGUAACGGACACCUUGUCGAACUCGACACCUCCGAGCUGGUUCCCGGUGACGUCAUCGUUCUCCGCCUCGGAGACAUCAUCCCCGCCGACGGCCGUCUCCUUGGUAUAGGUGCUACCGGUGAGGCCACCGAGGGUGAUCUUCAGGUCGACCAGUCUGCUCUCACCGGAGAGUCCUUGCCUCUGUCCAAGAACAAAGGUGCCACCGUCUACUCGUCCUCGAUUGUCAAGCAGGGUCAACAGAUGGCCGUCGUGACCAAGACCGGUGGUGAUACCUUCAUUGGUCGUGCUGCUGGCCUCAUGGCUGUCGCGCCUGAGGAAGGUCAUUUCCAAAAGAUCAUCAACCGUAUCGGCAACUUCUUGAUCCUCAUCACUGUCGUCCUGGUCGUCAUCAUCAUGGUCUACCUCCUCGUCGUUGACCGCGGUACUCCCGAUGGCGAGUUCAAGAAGGUCCUCGAGCGUGUCCUUGUCCUGACCAUUGCUGCCAUCCCGGUCGGUCUUCCUACUGUCAUGUCUGUCACUAUGGCUAUGGGCGCCAAGGAACUCGCUGUCCGCAAGGUCAUCGUCAAGCGUCUGACUGCCGUCGAGGAGAUGGCCUCUGUCUCCGUUCUCUGCUCCGACAAGACUGGUACCUUGACCCUUAACGAGUUGACCUUUGAUGAGCCCUACCUGACCAACGGAAACACUGCCGAGGAUAUCCUCCUCUACUCUUACCUCGCUGCCGAGCCCGGUGCAAAUGACCCCAUUGAGUUCGCCGUCCGUACUGCCGCUGAGGAGCAACUCGAUAUCCUCAAGAACCGUACCCACAAGCACGAGGUUCCCGGAUACAAGGUCACUUCCUUCUUGCCCUUCAACCCUUCGACCAAGAUGACCCAGGCUACUGUCAUGAACUACAGCACCCAGGAGUCUUUCAAGGUCGCCAAGGGUGCCCCUCAGGUUAUCGUUCGUCUCGUCGGUGGUGAUAACGAUGCUGUCCGUGCCGUCAAUGCUCUCGCUAAGCGUGGUCUCCGUGCCCUCGGUGUUGCCCGUACCAAGCCCGGUUCUCUUGAUGAGUACGAGCUCGUUGGAAUGAUCUCCCUGAUUGACCCUCCUCGCCCUGAUUCUGCAGAGACUAUUCGCCGGUGUAACGAGAUGGGUGUCGACGUCAAGAUGAUUACCGGAGACCAGCAGAUUAUCGCCAAGGAGGUCGCUCACCGUCUCGGAAUGGGUCGUGUUAUUCUUGACGCUGGACACUUGGUCGACCCCAGCAAGUCUGACGAUGAGAUUACCGAGCAUUGUAUCCGCGCCGAUGGUUUCGCCCAGGUCAUUCCCGAGCACAAGUACCGUGUUGUCGAGCUGCUCCAGAACCGUGGUAUCCUAGUUGGUAUGACUGGUGAUGGUGUCAACGAUGCCCCUGCUCUCAAGAAGGCCAAUGUUGGUAUUGCUGUCCACGGCUGUACCGAUGCCGCUCGCUCUGCCGCCGAUAUUGUCCUGCUUGCCCCCGGUCUGUCGACGAUUGUCGAUGGUUUGAUGACUUCCCGCGCCAUCUUCCAGCGUAUGCGCUCCUAUGCCCUGUACCGUAUCACCUCAACUGUGCACUUUUUGAUGUUCUUCUUCUGCAUCACCAUGGCGCUCAAGUGGCACAUGAAACCCAUCCUGCUGAUUCUCAUCUGUAUCCUGAAUGACGCCGCCACGCUGGUUAUUUCCGUUGACAACGCCAAGAUCUCGGUCUACCCCGACAAGUGGAGAAUCGGCCAAUUGAUCUUUUUGUCUGUCGUCCUUGGUGCCCUGUUGACCGCUUUGUCGUUUGCCCACUUUUUUGUCGCCGACCGCGUCUUCCAAGUCUCUGCCGCCAAGCUGGAAGCGAUCAUGUACCUCCACAUCUCGUCUGCUCCUCAUUUCGUCAUCUUCUCGACCCGUCUAUCUGGCUACUUCUGGGAGAAUAUGCCCUCGCCCAUCUUCUUUAUCGCAGUCAUGGGCACACAGGUCUUUGCGAUGUUGAUCUGCGUCUAUGGAGUGAUUGUCGGUGAGGCGAUCGGUUGGGGCUGGGGAAUUGCCGUGAUUGCGAUCUCGCUGGUGUACUUUGUGUUCCUGGACUUUGUGAAGGUCUUUAUCUUCCGGUACUGGUCGUUCGAGUUCACGGCGGCUGCAUGGCCGACCAAGGCGCGCAUGGACAAGUUGAGAGCGCGCAAGGCGCGUGUGAUCCAGCAGAAGCAUGUCUGGUCGUCGAUUGACCAGGUUCGUCAGGUCGGUUUGAAGAUCAAGGUCCUCGAAGCUUUGAAGCAGAAGUAG